AAUUUUGAAUUUGUUCUCAGUGGGUGGAGAUUUCGUCUUGUCGCCAUAUUGUGAAUGCCUGUAAGUGCUGAAAGUGAAUAAAUUUUAUAAUUUUAGUGUAAAUUCCUUGUCUUCAUAUUUUGGAUUUAAAAGUCUAAAGGCUAUCAGCUAGUAUGGGUGCUAAGCAGAGUAAGCGCUCGGUGGACAUUAGUGGUAAGGAGGCAGAAGGAGCAGGCGAGGUGGCGGCUGCGGGCGCGGGAGGCGAGGGGCGCGUCGAGCAACUCGCCGACGCAGAUGCGCUAAAGCCGCAACUCAACGGCGAUGCACACAUACACGAACCUUCGGACAAAGAAAAGCAACUCGAUAGUGGAACACCGGAAAAUGAAAAGGAUGCGACUACCGAAAAAGAGGGUAAGGAACAAGAGGAAGAGAAAGAGAAAGAAUCGACUCCGGUAACAAACGGAGACGCCGAGCAGAAGGAAGAGAACGGAGAAUCUACGCCAUUGCCAGACGACGGCAAGAAACCCAAGAAGGAAAAGGUCAAGAAGAAAUGGUCGUUGAGAUCGAUAAGCUUCAGCCGAAAGGACAAACCGAAACAGGAGAAGAAACAGAAAGAGGAAGAGCUCAAAGCGAAUGGUGAACCCGAAAAAGUACCCGAGGAGAUUGCCGAAACACCUGACACAGAAAAAAAUGAUAUCGUUAAAGAAGAUAAAGCUGAAACAGAGAUCAAAGAAGAAAGAACCCCUGAGACGCCUGUAACCGAACCGAUUACAAAUGGCAGCAGCACGCCUGAAACGCCAAAAGAAGAAUCUCUUACUGCUGAUGAGCCGAUUGCCACAGUAAUUGAAGAGAAUGAUAGGCCAGAGAUACCUAAAGUUGAAGUGACAACGGAGAAAAUCUCUGUCAAUGGUCUCACCGCAGAAGAAUCUAAAAUUGAAACUCCUGUAGCAGUAGAAAGUGAGAAUAGCAAACCUGAGGAACCAACUAUCGAAAAGACUGAACCCGUUCCAGCUACUGAAAUUCCUGUCAUAAAUGAGGAAGUUCUUUCAACAUCUGAUAAGAUGAAGGAACUAAUCCCUGAGGUUCCCACUAUACCAGAGCUGAAAACCGAAAUUGAGACGACGACCGAUGUGGCGGUAGCUAAUUAAUAGCCGCUGAGUGAGUUUCACAUACAACAGUCCACAAGACGUUUGUCUAAAAAUGAGCCUUUAAUUUAUUUUCAUUAAGUAUCGCGGUGAGAUAUCGAACUAAGUUCGAUUACAAUUUAUUACGUCAAAUAUGAGAAUUUCAAUUUUGAAUAAGACCUUACUAUCUAGAACGAGUAUAGUUUAAGUUUAGCGUGCUUUGCUUUUGUUAAAUUAAGGUUUUAUAUAUAUAUAUAUAUUAAUUCGCUAGAAUGACCUUUUACGAUUAUAUACAAUAACAAAGUUAUAUAGGCAGUAUACGGUGCGAUAAGUUGGUGCCAUUAUUACAGGGGUAUUAGUUAUGUCGUCUGGCGUGUGACUCGAUCCUUAAGUACUUCGCAAUUUCUAUUUGCUCUUAGAAAAAUUUUAAACAUUUUUUAAUAUUCGUAUGAUAAUUGGCAUUCUUUUCAAUUUAGAAUAUUGUGGUAGACAUUACGAGCUCGAAUAUCGUAUAGCAUACAAAAUUACUAGUACGUAAAAAUAAAAUUAUCUAGUAUAUAAUCAUACGAGUUACAGUAAUACUGAUUACAUUUUCAAGAAGGAUUUUGAAACCAUAACCCGAUGUGAAUGUAUGUAUUCGUUGUAUAGUUAAAUAUCAAUAUAUAACAAAUACAUGUUUAACUUGCCUCACAUUCGAUUGUGUUGCAGCUAAAUACUAAUAUUGAUAAUUAAAAAUGCGUUACUCGAAAAGUAUAAAAAUAUUAUAGGUUUUAAUAAUGAUACACUAUUAUGUAUAUACGAAUAAUUACGUUUUCAUAAACUUAUUUUUCUUAAAUCCUAUCGUCGAAUUGAAGUUGAAAUUUGCAUUUGUAUAUUGUUAUAAGUGAUAUAAAAAUUGAUUUCAUUUAAUUCUUUAAGUAUAUUUUAUGCACCUAUGUUAUUAUUCUACUCCUUUAAUUAUAAGUUUUGUAAAUUUGGAUCUGAGCUCUCUUUCUAAAUCGCACGUGUGAAAUCAACUCCAGUAUAUUUAAGUUGCUCUUUCGCCUAGUGCGAUAUGGUAUAAGAUGUCAGGCAUUUCGUAAAGAAAUUGUGUUACAUUAUACAUUUAGACGUGGAUAUAAAAAAAAAAAAUUGGACUUAAUAUUCAGUGGCCAAUUUUUCGAUUAAUGUAUACAUUUUUAUGCAUAUACAAACAUACAAUCAAUUAUAUGUACUAUUUAGAUGUGUAGUAUUUGUAACGAUUUAGAGAAAGCAGUGGGUAUUGCUGCUAUUAGUAGUUAAUUAUUUCACACUUAUACAUACAAUUAGACUACCUACGUAAGGUUUUAUAUUACUGUCAUUUGUCGUAUUGUGUCCAACAAAAUGAUUUCCUAAACAUUUUUGUAAUUUUAUACAUUUUUUAUAAAAUUUGAAGUGACACAUCUGCAUGAAUGGAGGACGGAAAUACUUCCUAACAUAUUAGCAGUUAAUACAAGUGAGACAUUCCAUAUCAAAUCUAUUUCUAAACGAUACCUGAACCUGCCGUCGUAGACUAAACUGUUAAAUAUCUUCGAAUCCGCUAAAUUUUAUCAAAAAUACCAUUUGUUUCGGUUGCAUUCCUAGUUAAUGGACUGGUAUCAUAGACGAAAUUUUUUAUAGGCUGACGGGUGAUUUACGUAUUAAUAUCAAUAGGCAACUAGUUUUUAGAAUUUAUAAAAAAAACUAACCUAGAGAUUAUUUUUUAGAAAUUACGUUCGCUCAAAAUUAUUAGUAGUAAGUUAGCGGAAAGCACAAAUUCUCAAAAAUCAAUCCCAUCGACUCUUCAUUCACGUUUAUAUAUUCACGUAUAUGUAUUUAUAAUGCAGAAGUGCCAAUUCGAAGUAUGUAUAUUUUAUUAUAAUGCUAAAAUAUUAUUUAGUUAUGUUGUCUGCUCAUUUUACUAUUAUAUUGUACCUAAAAUAAAUAGAAAUUUAAAAUUUGUAUUCAUUAAACAUUUAUAUAAAUAUUUUUAAGUUCUAUUUUACCGAAAUUUAAUCUUGAUGUGUGAAUGUCUCUAAUCAAUAAAAUUUAAAAUAAA
This is a messenger RNA of Nymphalis io (European peacock), 3159 nucleotides long. It is a transcript of the gene Akap200, whose product is annotated as A-kinase anchor protein 200. The record is from RefSeq and is a predicted model, not a curated record. Lineage: Eukaryota; Metazoa; Arthropoda; Insecta; Lepidoptera; Nymphalidae. The transcript has 7 exons. Bases 153 to 1127 code for a protein of 324 amino acids.